Paramecium octaurelia is the source of this 312-nucleotide messenger RNA. NCBI's taxonomy places the organism in Eukaryota, Ciliophora, Oligohymenophorea, Peniculida, Parameciidae. The record is from the annotation of a GenBank genome assembly.
AAAAGAUGUCUCAAGAACACGAUUUAGAUGACUUAGCUGAACAACAAUUAGCAGAAUAAACUGCUCUAAGCUAGAUUCCUUCUAUUCCUGAUCAGGCCUUACCAACUCGACAAUAUUUGGAGAAAGCAGUUAUCGAUCAAUUGCAUGGUAGAUUUAGUUAAUUAAACCCAAGAUGCCUUAAAGGCUUUGGCAAGGGAGAGACCCAAAAAUCCAAUAGAAUUUUUUUCAUAUUAUUUGUUGACUCAGCAUUGCAACAAAAAGCAAGAAUUACAAGAAUAAUGAAAUUAACUGCAGUAUAAUUGUAUAAUCCCA